Molecule: messenger RNA, 3117 nt
Organism: Oryzias latipes (Japanese medaka)
Lineage: Eukaryota; Metazoa; Chordata; Actinopteri; Beloniformes; Adrianichthyidae
Gene: numb
Product: NUMB endocytic adaptor protein
Biological process (GO): positive regulation of neurogenesis
Cellular component (GO): cytoplasm; basolateral plasma membrane; cytoplasmic vesicle
Source: RefSeq, a predicted model, not a curated record
CGGUCCGUUGCCAAGGGCGAGGUUUGGUUGAAUCCUCGCGCUGCAGCCAUUCAGCGGCGGCGGUUGGCCCGGAGGGUCUCGGUGACGGUUAUUGUGGAAUUUGAAUUAUCCGGAACGGGACGGCUCGACGGUCACAGUCGGGGCUUUAACGGGGCCACGUCUGGAUCACGGAGGUGAUCACAGCAGCAAACAGUGGAAAUAGUUGGACUUCACUAGCACCUCAGGGAGCUCAGUGAUGAAUAAACUACGGCAGAGCUUCCGCCGAAAGAAGGACGUCUAUGUGCCGGAGUCCAGCCGGCCACAUCAGUGGCAGACCGACGAGGAGGCGGUCCGCGGCGGGAAGUGCAGCUUCGCAGUCAAGUACCUGGGCCAUGUGGAGGUGGAGGAGUCCAGAGGGAUGCACAUCUGUGAGGAUGCCGUCAAACGGCUGAAGACGGACAGGAAAUUCUUCAAAGGAUUCUUUGCUAAAGCGGGGAAGAAGGCGGUGCGUGCCGUGCUGUGGGUCUCUGCGGACGGGCUCCGAGUCGUAGAUGACAAAACGAAGGAUCUGAUCUUAGACCAGACGAUAGAAAAGGUGUCCUUCUGCGCUCCGGACAGGAACUUUGAGAGGGCGUUCUCCUACAUCUGCAGGGACGGCACCACGCGGCGCUGGAUCUGCCACUGUUUCAUGGCCAUCAAAGACUCAGGGGAACGUCUCAGUCACGCCGUGGGCUGCGCGUUUGCUGCUUGUCUGGAGAGGAAGCAGAAGCGGGAGAAAGAGUGCGGCGUCACGGCGACCUUCGAUGCCAACAGAACCACUUUCACCCGCGAGGGCUCGUUUCGUGUUACCACGGCGACUGAGGCGGCAGAACGAGAGGAAGUGAUGAGGCAGCUGCAGGACGUCAAGAAAGAGCCGGACGCCACUGCAGCCGGAGACUCUGCAAACUGUGUGACGAACCCCUUGGCGCAGCAGUCAGGAAGCCCCGCCUCCCCGUCGUCCUCGCCACCCCUCUCCGUGUCUGCGCUGGGAGCUCAGGCCAUCCCGCGCAGACACGCCCCGGCGGAGGCUCUGGCCCGGCAGGGCUCCUUCAGAGGCUUCCCGGCGCUCAGCCAGAAGACGUCGCCGUUCAAACGCCACAUGUCGCUGCGCAUGAACGAGCUGCCCUCCACCAUGCAGCGCCGGUCCGACUUCCCCAUCAAGAACGCAGUUCCUGAGGUGGAGGGGGAGGGCGACAGCAUCAGCUCGCUGUGCUCCCAGAUCACCACCACCUUCAGCGGAGCACCGGAGGACCCCUUCUCCUCCGCCCCCAUGCCCAAAGCGGCCUCCUCUCCACAGUCUCCUGUGGCUCCAGUGAAUGGUUCCACGCCCGCCUUCCCUGUUCCUGCUGCUGCUAACCCCCCCGUCCUGCCUCCCGCUCUGCCUGUUCGAGAAACUAACCCCUGGGCCAAGAACCCGGUGGGGGCGCCCACGCAGGCCCCGCCCUCAGUGCAGCCAGGAAGUGACUGGUCGUCAGCUGCUGGAAUCGUAGCCCCGCCCACCUCCUCUCCGGCCGUGACCUCCCACAAGCGCUCGUCGUCGGAGGCGGACCGCUGGUUGGAGGAAGUUUCCAAAUCUGUUCGCGCCGCGCAGCCUAGCCCGGUGCUGGCGGCUGCCACGCCCCCCUCCCAGCUGUUCUCCACCCAGGCCCCCAUGCCUUCAGCUCCACCCACCGUCCCGCUGGCUUUUAUGCCCCCCGUGGCCCCCGCUGUGCCCCUGCUGCCCCCCCGCCAGCCCACUUUCCACGGCUCCCCCCCCGUCUCCUUCCCGUUGUCCAACGGGCUGCCGCCCCCCCAGCCCUCCGUUGCCGUGUUCGGCAUCACCCCCUCGCAGAUGGUGGCGAACGUGUUCGGCUCCACCACGCAGCCCCCCCCAUUUCCGCAUCCCACAACGAGCGUGCAGCCCCCCCCUUUCCCGCUGCCAGCCACUCAGCCCCUCCCAUUCCCACCGCCAUCUUCUUCUGCCCCCCAGCAGGAUUCCCAGACCCUCAGUCCUUUCAUCAAACCCCACCCCCCAACAAACCCCGCCUCCCUGCAGCCGUCCAACAGCAAAGUUCCUUUUAACGGCGCCGGCAGCUGGGCCGCCCCCUCCUCCCAGCUGACCGCGGCGCCACAGGAGGACGCUUUUGAGGCCCAGUGGGCUGCUCUGGAGGGCCGGGGGCGCCAGCGGACCACGCCCUCCCCCACAAACCCCUUCUCCACUGAGCUACAAAAGACCUUUGAGAUCCAGCUCUGAAGACUGAGGAACAUGCAGGGGGCGGGGCGCGAACAGGCCCCGCCCCCAGAGACAGAACUCACUUCCUGAACCUGAAAGCAGAGAGACGACGAUGCCAAAUCUUUAUUUUUAUGCAUUGAGUAUAUUUUAAAUAGCUUUGAAUCGAGCAGAAGCUGGAUUAUGAGAGAUGAUGAUAUAUAAAGAACAGAAAGAACUAUUUUAUCUGCAGGAGCGACUGUAAACGCAGCAGGUCUCAUGCCCCCCAUGAAGCGUUUGUGAAGGGACGGCUGCCCUGCUCUGCUCACGGUGGAAGGAAAUGCCUUUUCUUGGUUGUGUUCAGUGAUUGGCUGUGAAGGAUGUGAUGAAAGCGGGGUGUCCACGCAGCAACAAUCAGGCCGCCGCCGCCGCUCUGCCUUCUGUGCUGUCCUGGUGUGGAAACAAUCCUCUCUGGUUUUAAAUUAUUGUUAUUUAACUCUGUAAGAUGCAACGGUCUUGUUUAGCCUCCUGGGGUAUUUUUGAAGUAGUUGCGUUGUUUUUAUUUUUAUUUUGCACAAGCACUACAGCAGCUGCUGGUGGGGGGGUUCUGGGUGACCCCCCUGACCUCAGACAGUGUCAUCUCUCAGCCUGAUUUUUCUGUCAUGUUUUUACCAUUUUUAAUCAAAUCUGUGAAAAUGAUUCUGAUCUAUUUUUCCAUUUUUCUUUCAUUUUCUUUUCUUUUUGGAGAGAAAACCUGAAGCCCACAGGUUGAAUAAAACUCAGCGGUAGAGAGUCUGAUUUCUUGAUUCAAACUUAUCAAAUCUAAUCACUUAAAUCAUACAACUAUUACAUUUGUAUUCAGUUCAUUUGACUGUUUAUAGAGAUAUAAAAUAAAUCUUUAUUAUUUUCAA